Cryptomeria japonica (Japanese cedar) is the source of this 2366-nucleotide messenger RNA. Its product is annotated as pyrophosphate--fructose 6-phosphate 1-phosphotransferase subunit alpha. The coding region runs from base 153 to 1988 and encodes 611 amino acids. The record is from RefSeq and is a predicted model, not a curated record. Lineage: Eukaryota; Viridiplantae; Streptophyta; Pinopsida; Cupressales; Cupressaceae. The transcript is spliced from 19 exons. Gene Ontology annotation, biological process: glycolytic process; photosynthesis; response to glucose. Gene Ontology annotation, cellular component: cytosol. Gene Ontology annotation, molecular function: 6-phosphofructokinase activity; ATP binding; diphosphate-fructose-6-phosphate 1-phosphotransferase activity.
GUCGCCACCAAAAUGUAAAUUAAUUAUUAGUUGAACUGUCCCUCAUAUCCUCGCAUAUCCACCGGAGAAAUUGGGAAGACCUCUGUUUAAACAUCACAUACAUUUUUGUUUCAGAAAAAGCAGAGCAGCACCAAGAAAAUAGGAGAAAAAUAAUGGGGUUUGGAGAAAGCAGAGAGCUCACAGGUUUGCAGAAGCUCAGAAGCCAAUACCAGCCUCAGUUACCGCCUGCACUUGAGGGGGGACGUGUGAAGGUAGAGUUUGGUGAUGCAACUGUUGCUGCGGACCCAUCUGAUUGUCAUGCAAUAGCCCAUUCGUUUCCUUUAACGUAUGGAAAACCGUUGAUACAUCUUUCACCAGUCAGUGGCAAGAAUGAUAUUGAGGAAUAUCCUGCCAUCAGGGUGGGACUGGUUUUUUCUGGACGACAAUCUCCAGGUGGUCAUAAUGUGAUUUGGGGUUUGCAUGAUGCAAUCAAGUCCCACAACUCUAAGAGUACUCUGCUUGGUUUUGUUGGUGGCACUGAAGGUCUAUUUGCUCAGAAGACACUAGAAAUCACAGAUGAUAUUCUUACGCCUUACCGUAAUCAAGGUGGAUAUGACCUACUGGGAAGAACAAAAGAUCAGAUAAGGACAACUCCACAAGUUAAUGCUGCAUUAACUGCAUGUCAAGAUCUAAAGUUGGAUGGACUUGUCAUUAUUGGAGGUAUUACAUCAAACACUGAUGCUGCUCAGUUAGCCGAAACAUUUGUAGAAUCUGGAUGUCAAACAAAGGUAAUUGGAAUUCCUGUAACAUUAAAUGGGGACCUGAAGAACCAGUUUGUAGAAACUGAUGUUGGUUUCGACACAAUAUGUAAGGUGAAUGCACAGCUAAUCAGCAAUGUCUGUAUCGAUGCAUUGUCUGCGGAGAAGUAUUACUAUUUUAUUCGGCUAAUGGGCAGGAAAGCAUCUCAUGUUGCUUUGGAGUGUGCUCUUCAGUCACAUCCUAACAUGGUCAUCCUUGGGGAGGAAGUGGCCACAUCAAAGAGCACGCUUUUUGAUUUGACUGCACAAAUUUGUGAUGCUGUCCAGGCCAGGGCAGAGAAAGAUAAGUAUCACGGAGUGAUCCUUUUACCUGAGGGUCUUAUAGAGAAUAUUCCUGAAAUCUAUGCCCUCUUACAGGAAAUCCAUAGUCUGCAUGGCCAAGGUGUUGCUAUUGAAAAAAUUUCAUCUCGACUUUCACCAUGGGCAUCUGCGCUGUUUGAGUUUCUACCAGCUUUCAUCACGAAACAGCUUCUCCUUCACCCAGAAUCUGAUGAUACGGCACAGUUAUCUCAGAUUGAGACUGAGAAGCUUAUGGCUCAGCUGGUGGAGACAGAAAUGAACCGACGACUGAAAUCUGGUGAAUAUACUGGAAAGAAAUUCAAUGCUAUUUGUCACUUCUUUGGCUAUCAAGCUCGAGGAGCCUUACCAUCAAAUUUUGACUGUGACUAUGCAUACGCACUUGGUCAUAUUUCUUAUCAUCUCAUAACUGCUGGUUUGAAUGGUUACAUGGCAACUGUAACAAACCUCAAGCGGCCUGUAUCCGAGUGGCAAUGUGGUGGCGCUCCAAUGACUGUAAUGAUGACUGUGAAGAGAUGGUCACGGGGCCCAGGUGUAUCUCCAAUAGGAAAGCCUGCUAUUCACCCUUCUAAGGUGGAUUUGAAGGGCAGGCCAUAUGAGUUGCUAAUGCGCAAUUCAACAAGAUUUUUGAUGGAUGAUAUCUAUAGGAAUCCUGGUCCUCUUCAAUUUGAAGGUCCUGGAGCAGACAUAAAAACUAUAACACUAUCUGUUGAAGACCAAGAUUAUAUUGGUAGGAUUCAACUGCUGCGAAGUUACCUUGACAAGGUGAGGGACAUUGUGAAACCUGGAUGUCCAGAGGAGGUUUUAAAAGCUGCACUGAGUGCUAUGGCCUCUGUGAGUGAUGUUCUCACGGUUAUGAGUGCACCAGCAUAUAGAAGUCUCACACCAUUUUAAGUAAACUGAGAGUGCUUUGUAUGAUGCAUUUCUUGCCGUGCAAACCUAUUUUUGUUGCUUUAAACUGAUUCACACAAUAAGGAGUUCUCGUGGCAGUUGUUUUCUCCUAGCUUUCUAAUCAACAAGCUGAAAUAUGCAAUGGAGGAGCUUGAGUGGGUGUCCUUUGAACAGGUCCCAAAUUAUUGCAUUCUAUAAAUAGGGAUAUUUUACGGGAUUGUCAUUUCUUUGCAUGUAUCAAUAAAGAAGGUAGAAUCAAUUUUCAAAGGUAAACGGUACACUUCACUGAAACAUGUAUGAUUUGUAUUUGUAUGAACAUUUGGGUUCAAUGUUUUAUUCAUGUUUUCUGCACAAUGCAUCUGAUGUAUGUGCUUCAAAUCA